Messenger RNA from Hymenoscyphus albidus, 874 nucleotides. Lineage: Eukaryota; Fungi; Ascomycota; Leotiomycetes; Helotiales; Helotiaceae. The record is from the annotation of a GenBank genome assembly.
CAGAUAUUGACUUGCGAUUGAGGGUAAAUUUCAAAAGUCACAACACCAUGCUACCACGACUACUACGCUCAAGUGUGCUACCCCGAUUUCUAAAUGUGCGGGGAAUAGUACCAAGGAACAACUUCAUACAAAAACGAACACUAAUAGCCGCACCCAAAGAAGGCGAUGGACCUCUAAUGAGUCGACGAGCGGACCGAGAACUCCCAGGUAGAUUUUCCCUCCUAAAUUUAAGAACCCCUCCCUCUAACUGCAUUCAGAUAUCCCAGAAAAUGGCAUGAAAUGGGUCCGCACCAUCCCCAUCUUCCUCGUCGUCCUCAUCUCCUCCACCCUCGCAAUCUUCAACUACCAAAAGUCCUCCUCCUCCGUCGUAUCCUCGACACUCUACGCCCUGCGCACCUCGCCCAAGGCACGCGAAUACCUCGGCGACGAGAUCUACUUUGCGCAUAAAAUGCCUUGGAUCUGGGGCGAGAUGAACCAGCUACAUGGACGUAUAAAUAUUCAUUUUGAGGUGAUGGGGACGAGGGCGAAGGGCACGAUGAGGUUUACUAGUCAUCGACCGACGAGGUUGGGGAUGUUUGAGACUACCGAGUGGAGUUUGGAGACUUAUGAGUUGGUGGAGGUGGAGGGCGUCAUGAGGAGGAGGAAGAUUGAUUUGCUGGAUGGGGAGGAUCCGUUUAAGGGGAUGGAGGUUGAUGCUGAGGAGGUUAAGAGUGUGGGGAGGGGAAGUUAUGCUCCGAAUUUGUCGGGCUAGGACUUUGUUUCCCUGACGAGGGGGAAGCUGUGCGCUAUGAAGGAGUUUAAAAGAAGCUGUAAAAUAGGGAAGCCAAAGGAACGUAAAAGAAAGAAUUGAGAAGGAAACUCGGUUCAAGCAUUG